UAAAGAGGAUAAAGGUGAAUUUAGCUCCUGAAUAGUAAAGAUAAAGAAAAAGAGAACAAAAAAGCGCUUCUAAUUGCUUGGUCUAGUUACUCUUCAAUUAUAUAAUCUUAAUCAAGGGAUACGCAAAAUCUUUUUGCUAUCGAAGGGCCACUGUAUCAAACACCUACCUUCUCAUGUCGUCAUAGCUUAUACUCUAUGGCACAUAUGGAAAACAAGAAACAAAAAUAGCUUUGACAACACAAGGAUUUUGGCUAACUCCACAAUUAUACGACACCUUGCGACAUAAUAUUAUUACACGGCUUGUACUCCCAACUCUAAAAAAGCAAAAGUGCCUAUGUAUAUCAAAUGACUACCACCCAUGCUUGGUUCCGUUAAAUUAAACACAGAUGGCGCCUGUGUAGGGAUGCAUGUUUUGACAGGCAUAGGUGGAGUCUUCCGCAAUUCCACAGGACAUUGGAUGAUGGGAUAUGCAGGAACUACCACUGCAUCAACUGCUAUGGAAAGGAUUCUUGUUGCGCCAGCUCCAUGGUCCACCAGUUAUGCACACGUACAGGGAACAAAAUAUAGUGGCAGAUCGACUAGCUCGUUUUGGAUCCGGCUUGACGGGGAGCAGUAUCACUUUUUUUGCACAGCCACCGCCGUUUGUCAUGGACGUUCUGGCUGAAGAUAGAAUGGGAAGACUCAGAUUACGACAACACUCUAGCACACUUCAACCUGUCAUGCAAGCAACUACAGAUUUUUGUAAUAUCACACAGGAUAUAGCGCCACAACACCAUCUUUUUUGUACUCCAGGAAAGCCUGUUUGUUGGAAUAGUUUUAAUACCGCAACUCCUGGGUUUGUUCACCCACCUAGUAUCACAAAUCUGGGGGAUAAUGAUGCCCCAGAAACUAGCUUAGGUGCUUCUAACUCUAAGUACCAACCCCCUGUACGUGUUACUUAGUUUUAAUAUAUAAGUAAUCUUUCCCGAC
This is a messenger RNA of Nicotiana tabacum (common tobacco), 969 nucleotides long. Lineage: Eukaryota; Viridiplantae; Streptophyta; Magnoliopsida; Solanales; Solanaceae. The record is from RefSeq and is a predicted model, not a curated record.